Messenger RNA from Pteronotus mesoamericanus, 1497 nucleotides. RefSeq names its product USH1 protein network component sans (gene USH1G). The record is from RefSeq and is a predicted model, not a curated record. NCBI's taxonomy places the organism in Eukaryota, Metazoa, Chordata, Mammalia, Chiroptera, Mormoopidae. Bases 112 to 1497 code for a protein of 461 amino acids. The transcript has 2 exons. Gene Ontology annotation, molecular function: protein binding. Gene Ontology annotation, biological process: equilibrioception; sensory perception of light stimulus; sensory perception of sound.
CCCCGGCCCGGCCCCGUCCCCUAACCCCAUGCCUCAGACCUAACUCCGACACCCUCCCCCGCGGGGGGCCUUUCCCCGUGUCCCCUGCCUGCCCUGCCCAAGUCCGGAGCCAUGAACGACCAGUACCACCGGGCGGCCAGGGACGGCUACCUGGAGCUCCUCAAGGAGGCCACCCGGAAGGAGCUGAACGCACCCGACGAGGAUGGCAUGACUCCCACCCUCUGGGCUGCCUACCACGGCAACCUGGAGUCCCUGCGCCUCAUCGUGAGCCGGGGGGGUGACCCGGACAAGUGUGACAUCUGGGGCAACACGCCCCUGCACCUGGCAGCUUCCAAUGGUCACCUGCACUGUCUCUCCUUUCUGGUGUCCUUCGGGGCCAACAUCUGGUGCCUGGACAACGACUACCACACCCCGCUGGACAUGGCCGCCAUGAAGGGCCACAUGGAGUGCGUGCGCUACCUGGACUCCAUCGCGGCCAAGCAGAGCAGCCUCAACCCCAAGCUGGUGGGCAAGCUGAAGGACAAGGCCUUCCGCGAGGCCGAGCGGCGCAUCCGCGAGUGCGCCAAGAUGCAGCGCAAGCACCACGAACGCAUGGAGCGGCGCUACCGGCGCGAGCUGGCGGAGCGCUCCGACACGCUCAGCUUCUCCAGCCUCACGUCCAGCACCCUGAGCAGCCGGCUGCAGCACCUGCCGCUGGGCAGCCACCUGCCCUACUCGCAGGCCACGCUGCAUGGCACCAACAGGGUCAAGACCAAGAUCCAGCGGAAGCUGGAGCGGCGCAAGCAGGGCGGCGAGGGCACCUUCAAGAUCUCGGAGGACGGCCGCAAGAGCGUGCGCUCGCUCUCCGGCCUGCAGCUGGGCAGCGACGUGAUGUUCGUGCGCCAGGGACCCUACGCCAACCCCAAGGACUGGGGCCGCUCCCCACUCCGGGACAUGUUCCUCUCUGACGAGGACAGCGUCUCCCGUGCCACACUGGCGGCCGAGCCUGCCCACUCGGAGGUCAGCACCGACUCAGGCCACGACUCCCUGUUUACCCGCCCCGGCCUGGGCACCAUGGUGUUCCGCAGGAACUACCUGGGCAGCGGGCUGCAUGGGCUGGGCCGCGAGGACGCGGCGCUGGAUGGUGCGGGCACGCUGCGGGGCCGGCUGCAGAGCUCCCCCAGCCUGGACGAUGACAGCCUGGGCAGUGCCAACAGCCUGCAGGACCGCAGCUGCGGGGAGGAGCUGCCCUGGGACGAGCUGGACUUGGGCCUCGACGAGGACCUGGAGCCUGAGACGAGCCCGCUGGAGACCUUCCUGGCCUCUCUGCACAUGGAGGACUUUGCCUCCCUCCUGCGGCAUGAGAAGAUCGACCUGGAGGCGUUGAUGCUGUGCUCAGACCUCGACCUCCGCAGCAUCAGUGUCCCGCUGGGGCCCCGCAAGAAGAUCAUGGGGGCCGUGCGGAGGCGGAGGCAGGCGCUGGAGCGCCCACCUGCCCUGGAGGACACGGAGCUGUGA